AUGGGCGGUCUCAAUCUCGAAGUCUUCAAGUUCGGCAUGUAUGUCAUGUUCCCGAUCGGCGUCAUGUACUACUUUGGCACGAACCUCGACAACCGCUUCGCGGUGCCCGAAUUCUGGCCCAAGGCGGAGCACUCGCACAAGAUCCCGUUCGACCGCGACGAGAUCAAGUCCGAGUACGUGCGGCUGGCGAGGCGGCAGCGGGCCCUGGACGAGAUGCGAAGGGAGAGGGAGGCGGCGCAGGCGGCGCAGAACCCGCCCCCGUCGAACGAGCAGCAGUCGUGA
Molecule: messenger RNA, 282 nt
Organism: Colletotrichum graminicola M1.001
Lineage: Eukaryota; Fungi; Ascomycota; Sordariomycetes; Glomerellales; Glomerellaceae
Exons: 2
Coding region: 1-282 (93 amino acids)
Biological process (GO): mitochondrial respiratory chain complex IV assembly
Cellular component (GO): mitochondrion; mitochondrial inner membrane
Source: RefSeq, a predicted model, not a curated record